UUGGGUCUCAGAUCUGAUACCUCUGCCCCUGCACUGGAACAAUACACAUGUACUCCUAUGUUACUGUAGUAGUAGUGGUAGUAGUAGUAGUAGUAGGAGUAAAGUACACAGACUAAUUAUGCAUUGGGCCUGCAGGUGCAUCCUUCUAUGGACCCUUGUUAUCUUCACAUCUGGAAUAAAGCCUGGGCAGUAUUUGCCUGAGAAAGAUGUUUUGCUACUGAAAGAUGAACCAAAUCCAAAAUGCCUGACUCUGGAUGGAAAUGCACAAGAUUUCACCUGUUUUUUUGCGACACGAGACAACUCCUCUUAUGACUUCUACUACACCACAGACAAUCCCCCCAGAAGAACAAAGUGUAAGGUGCAGCUCCAGAGAUCAGAAGAUUUGGGCCUUCUCCACAUCUGCUCCUUCCCUGAGUCUGACAUCUUCUUGUUUGAUGAGAUUCUUCUGGAAGUGCUGGACCAAACCAGUAACAGCAGCCUGUAUACACGGAAAGUCACUGUGGAGGAUAAUGUUCUUCCAAAGCCGCCCAAAAUCAUUUCCAUCACACAAAAUGAGAAGAUUGGAGAGCUACAGGUUUCAUGGCAGGCCAAAUGUGCAUUUAAUGUGUACUACAUGAUUCGAUUCUCUUCAAAGAGCAUGAAGGAGAAAAUAAAAGAGGGUCAGAGAACAUUCAGUGACACCUUGACUGGGCUGGUGCCAGGAGAAGAGGUCAAAGUUCAAGUCUCUGUCCGAUGCUCACCCAAUAAAUCUACAGGACACUGGAGCCAUUGGUCACCACAUGUACAGGCUGUGGUCCCCCAGUCUGCAGAUGACAUUUCCCUGCAGUGCUACACAGAGGAUUUGACCAACGUCACAUGUCAGUGGGAUGGGAGCAUAUACAAUAUAGAGACAGACUACAAACUAUUCUAUAAAAUGGGAUUGAGUGAAUCACAAGGUUGGACAAAGUGGACUGAAUGCAAUCCUCAGAUUAAUUGGACUGAAAUGUGUGCUUUCUAUGGCAACAUUGACAGUAAAUUCAGAAUUAAGAUUAUCAAUCCACUGGCUCCACUCAGCAGGACCUUCUAUGCUGAAGACUUCAAACUCAGUAAUGCUAUCAAAUCCCGAGCUCCAAGUCAUCUUAAACAGAAUGAGACAGAUAAGAUGUGUGUAAACUGGGAUCCUCCUCUCCCUGCUCUGUCAUCCCAUCUGCAGUAUGAGGUCAAUUACAAACCAUCAGAAGAGAAACACUGGACCACUAUUUCUGUGGAUGGUCCAGAGACUGCAGUGUGUCUGAAGGUCUCCUGGUGCUGUCAGUUUAAUGUGAAAAUCAGGGUCAAACCUUAUGGUCCAGAGUAUUCUGGUCAGUGGAGUGACUGGUCUGAAGUGCUCACUGGAGACGUCCCAGCUCACUUAUCAUCUCGUGUCAUGUUGCUCAUCCAGUGCAGCCCUGUCUUGCUUCUGGUCUUUGCAGUAAUCUUAAUUUUUUGUUUUACAAGUAUUUCAAGUAAUAAGCUGAAAUUGUAUUUUUGGCCACCUGUUCCUAACCUUGACAAAGUCCUUCAAGGCUUUCUAUUAGACCUUAAACAGCACAAAUGGGAUGCUCCAGCAACAGUCAAGCAGAUGUACGCGGAAACCACUGCAUCUGUAGUAGAGGUCCUGUCCAUGGAGUAUGAUUCAGGAUUGGAGGAAUCUUUGGAAAAAUCUGCAGCUCUCCUUUCCACUUCUGACACCUCGUAUUCCAGUGUGGAGCCGGAGGACAACAGCAUAGAGACAGAGCUGUAUCCAGACUACGUAGCCCUAAACAUAAACUCAGUUAUUAUGUGCUCAAAGGAGAACAGUUAUAUUUGUGAAGAUCUGAUAGACAAUAAGGAUGAUGACCUAAGUGUAGAAAUGCAGCAAAACUCACCACAAAGUUCAGAGUAUUGGUUACCACGUGGGGAUUCGUUAGGGGUCUCAGAUUUCUUAAACCAUUCGUACCUCCUCCUCGCCACAGACAAUCUGGACUGUAAAGAAAAUCAGCAGAGAGGACACGGAAACAUCUAUACAAACAUGCCACGUAAUUAGGAGAGCGGACAAGUUUAAUAAGUGCAAUAUCAAAUACCCAUAAUUAUGUACAAUACAGAUAAAACAUAACUACAGAUCAGUAUGUAUAUAGGCUAUUGAUUCUCACUGUUGGGCAAGUUACUUUGAAACUGUAAUGCGUUAUUUAUUACCUAUUACUGUCAUUUCAAAGUAAUUAGUUACAUUACAAUCAGUGUUGGGAGUAACGCGUUAUAAAAGUAACGAAUUACAGUAAUGCAUUACUUUUUGCUGUAACGCAGUAAUGUAAGGCAUUACAGGGGAAAAAAUAGUAAUAUUUUACUCGGUACAAAUGUGAGUAACGCGCGUUACAGUGUUUUUUUUAACCUGGAUUGAAGUGGUG
Molecule: messenger RNA, 2402 nt
Organism: Boleophthalmus pectinirostris (great blue-spotted mudskipper)
Lineage: Eukaryota; Metazoa; Chordata; Actinopteri; Gobiiformes; Gobiidae
Gene: mpl
Product: MPL proto-oncogene, thrombopoietin receptor
Exons: 12
Coding region: 119-2044 (641 amino acids)
Biological process (GO): hemopoiesis; cytokine-mediated signaling pathway; positive regulation of cell population proliferation
Cellular component (GO): external side of plasma membrane
Molecular function (GO): protein binding; cytokine receptor activity
Source: RefSeq, a predicted model, not a curated record